GAAGUCCCCUGAUGAAGAAAACCCGAUCACUGCUGAGAAUAUCAAUUUGGAGGGUAUCAUAAUCACCUCUACUCAAAGCAGUGAUAUUUAUAAUAUGCAACCAGCUUGCAACAGAGCCCUAAACAUACUUGCGUUAAAUAUAUUAAAGUAUCUCCUAGAGGACAAUCUUCGCGGGGAGCCGGAUUUUUCAUCGAUUAAAUCCAACGAUACUAUUCCGGAUUAUGGGCCAUAUGGAAAAUGUGAUAAUCCCAUUUUAACAGAAGACCCACCUAGAUCGCUUGUUCUAAAUGUUUGUGGUGAUAUUGGUUCAUAUGGCAUGGCCGAUGUUAGUGAUCCAUUAUUACCUUUCCAAUACAAAACCGUUGAUGAUGGUAGCGUGGAGGAAGGUGCAAAUAAUUCACAAGAUGAGGUUGUGACUUCUACAACCCUGAAUGAAUCCCACAAACGGCCAAGUGUGGAGAAAAAAAACGAAAGUUAA
This is a messenger RNA of Funneliformis mosseae, 478 nucleotides long. The record is from the annotation of a GenBank genome assembly. Lineage: Eukaryota; Fungi; Glomeromycota; Glomeromycetes; Glomerales; Glomeraceae.